Equus caballus (horse) is the source of this 1074-nucleotide messenger RNA. RefSeq names its product ADP ribosylation factor like GTPase 14 effector protein like (gene ARL14EPL). The record is from RefSeq and is a predicted model, not a curated record. NCBI's taxonomy places the organism in Eukaryota, Metazoa, Chordata, Mammalia, Perissodactyla, Equidae.
UGUGUAAGCCAACUCUUCUUCUGAUGCUCUACCUAGGAAAUAAGAAUCCAUUUCAAUGCUGGAGAAAUGCCUGUCUUCAUAGGACUAUUCCUAUGCCGCAUUUACUGAAGGGAUUUUUAAAGUGCUCAGAAAUGAGUGAACAAUCAGAAAAAAACAGUUCUACUCCAGAGGGACACACAGGUCGAAGUUCUCCUGAGAAAAACUGUCAAAUCGGACAGAAGCAACUGCAACAGAUAGAACGGCAGUUAAAAUGCUUGGCGUUUCAAAACCCUGGACCACAGGUAGCAGACUUUAACCCCGAAACAAGGCAGCAGAAAAAGAAAGCACGGAUGUCAAAGAUGAAUGAAUAUUUUUCUGUAAAACACAAGGCUAUGAAGAAGUACGACAAAAGCGGCAGGCUCAUGUGCAACGACGCUGACCUGUGUGACUGCCUGGAGAAGAACUGCCUGGGCUGCUUCUACCCCUGCCCCAAGUGCAACUCCAACAAGUGCGGGCCCGAGUGCCGCUGCAACCGGCGGUGGGUCUAUGACGCCAUCGUCACCGAGUCUGGGGAGGUCAUCAGCACGCUGCCAUUUGAUGUUCCCGACUAGGAGCUUUUACAUGUGGACUGAUUUGUAUCUUCUUCCUUAUAUUUAAGCCAACCUCUUUCUCUUGGAUGAGUUUUAGGGGUUGGGGAAAAUGUUGGAAUAACAUACUUAAGACUCAUGUUCUCUGAAGCUGUAGGACAGUGGAGAAUGGCAGUCAUUCUCUAAACUUCUUACGGUGUCUUCUCAAAUUCCUUCACUUGUAACCAAAGAGAGUGACAGUGAGUGGAUAUCAGCAUCAACACCUCCAUCUCUACUCUGCUCUCAAAUUAAAAAUCUCUUUUCUCUUUUCUGGUAGUUGAGAGUAUGUAGUUUUAAGAUUUUCAGGGGCUGCCCAAGUGGUUAAGUUCCCAUGCUACGCUUUGGUGGCCUUCGGUUUGUCAGCUCAGAUCCUGGGCUCCAACCCACACUCUGGUGGCUCAUCAAGCCAUGCUGAGGUGGCGUUCCACAUAGAAGAACUAGAAUGACCCACAACUAGGAUAUACCACUA